This is a messenger RNA of Caenorhabditis angaria, 1219 nucleotides long. NCBI's taxonomy places the organism in Eukaryota, Metazoa, Nematoda, Chromadorea, Rhabditida, Rhabditidae. The record is from the annotation of a GenBank genome assembly.
AUGAAACGAAAUAAUAUUAUAGAACACUAUGAAAUUUGUCGAAAAUAUACUAAAUGGAGUGUUCCGAGAUUAUUAGACGAAAAUCAACAUUUCGAAGAUAUUCACGAACUCAUGAACAUGUUGUCAAAAAAGUUAAAGGGUGGAACUAUUCCGAUUCCAAGACCUCCGACUAUCAUUUACCAUAAUAAUAUAAAAAUGGGAAAAGUAUUAGGAAAAGGAGCAUUUGGUGAUGUAUUACAAGCGAGAAUAACAUUUCCAGGUGGAGAAGUUCGAGAAUGUGCUGUGAAAAUGAUUCGAGGAGAUGCAACGAGAACGCAGAUUGGCGAGUUCUAUCAAGAAGUUCAUAUUAUGAAGUUAUUUGAUAGUCCCUAUGUAGUUAAGCUUUAUGGAACGGCAUGUUUAUUGACACCUGUUAUGGUUGCAAUGGAAUUAUUACCUGGAGGAAGUGUAUGGAAUUAUUUGAGGUAUCACAUUGUUGUAUGAAAUAAAUAAGUAACUUGUAAAUAUUUUCAGAAAAAAUGAAAAUGUGAGUUAUGGUAAAAUGUUCGAAAUGGCAUGUGACAUCGCUAAAGGAAUGACACAUUUAGUUGAUUGUCAAGUUAUUCAUCGAGAUUUGGCAGCUCGAAAUUGUUUGCUGACUGCAGAUCAUCGUGUGAAAAUAUCAGAUUUUGGUCUAUCGAUUGAAGCAACUCAAGUUAUUGUCAAAAAAUUGAAACAAGCUCCAAUUCGAUGGCUCAGCCCAGAAACCCUUACUAAAGGAAUUUUCAAUGAAAAAACUGAUGUUUGGUCAUAUGGAGUUGUUCUUUGGGAAAUAUUCACCAAAUGCGCCAAUCCACCAUUACACCCAAAAACCCAAAAGGAAUCAAUUUUGGUUAUCAAAGAAGUGGAAAAUCCACACAAUUUAGAAGAUGAGAAAGAAGUGAAUGAAAUUAUAGCAUCUUGUUGUAACAAAAAUUCAUCCGAUCGUCCAAACUUUGAAAAAAUUAUAAAAUUAUGGGAACCUAUGCUCAAUAAUACAAAAAUAAUCGAUGUAAGCUUUUUCUAGUUGUUUGAAAAAAAAUCAACAUUUUUCACACAGAAAAUUCCGAAGAAAUCCCAGUCGAAGGAUAAUCUAUCAACGAAAGAAAAAGCUGAUAAAAAAGAAAAAUCGAAAGAUACAAAAGGCAAAAAACCUUCGAAGUUUUUUUCUCACGCUAAGAUAACUCAAUAUAAAAAUUAA